CAAAUAUGGAAAAGGAUAUCUUAUCUGAAGCGUACAGAUGCAAGAACUGCAGCAGGAUGGUUAAGUUUAAAGAGGAUAAUGGAAAAUUCAAAGUUGGACUCUACACGUGCAUGAAAAGCAACGACAUCGGUAUUAAGCACUAUUAUUGAGGAGCUGAAGAGCGUAAAUGUAAUCUCAUCAUCACCCAAGUCAGACAAAAAGUAAAAGGAAAAUAGAAAGAAAUUGGAGAAAAUAGAAAAAAGAAAAUGCGAACUCGAAGAUUGAGUUGAGCAUGAACUCGAGUUAGGCAAGAACUAUUCUUAAUAUUUGUAUAGAUAAUAGAAAGCAAUUUUAUAACAGACUUAAGAAGAGAAAGUUCCCAUGCAUUUCCUGUGACAAAAUGUUUAUUUAUGAUGAACUUGUUAAGCAUGAAGAUAUGGAAAUGAGCGGAAACAUUCCUGAAGAAGAGGAAGUAAAUGAUGAAGAGCAAGAAGAGCACUUCGAGAUCGGAUCUGAAUAUACAAAGAAAGAGCGAAAGAAUUUGAGGCUCCUCAGAUGCUGCAUUUGUGACGAUUUUGUAAAGGAACCCUUCUUUCUCUGCAUUAAAAGUGCAUGUCUUGGUAAGCGAAACCUCUACUGCUAUGAAUGUUAUGUUGACAAAUGGUGCAAACACAACAACAAGCCUAUCGGAGCAUGUAGGAAUGGAUGUGAAUUCGAUCCUUCCUCUUCAGACCUAGAAAUGAGGAAGCCUCCAGUCCAAAGAUUUGACCAGCACAGUAAGGAAAUCUCAAAGGAUGCAAAAAGAAGAAUCAAAGAAAUCUUGAACAAAGGAAUCAACAUGAACUAUGACUUAAUUUAUCUUCUCCAGCAAUAUCUCGGAUAUCAAAAGGAAGACGAAAAGGAAGAAUUAAAGGAGGAGGUUAAAGAAGAGCCCAUUGAAGAACCCAUCGAAGAGACCAAGGAAACUUCAGACGAGAAAGACUCAAAAGAAUCCCAAGAAGAACCACAAAAAGAACCACAAGAAGAACCACAAAAAGAACCACAAGAAGAACCACAAAAAGAACCACAAGAAGAACCACAAGAAGGGACAAAUAACAACUCUAAUAUAAAGCAUCCUGAGGACCCUGAGAGGCAAAAGAGGUGGGAACGCUUCCUGCAUGCCUUUAAGGUUUUCACCAGCUCCAAUAUUUUUAUCAGGAUUUACAACCAAAAUCACAUCCAAGAUCUCAGAAAGUUCAUUUCAAAAGAAAACCUUGAAAUUAUUGAUGAGAAGAUCAAGCAGAUAGAACCAUUAGAAAAAGAACUCCGUGAGCUAAAAGAGGCUCAGAAAAACCAUAUUUAUAAUAACCAAAUCCAGUCCAAAAGUAACCAGGAAUCUCUAGAAGAGGUUAAAGAAGUAGCCACCAGUGAUGAUAGAAGCAACCGUUCGGCUGCUAGAAGUAUUCCUUCAAGCAAAAGCACCAAUAUCGCUUCAAAAUUGACGUCAGAUCCAAACGCCUUCAGUGAUGGAAAAUCUGCCAUAAAGGGCAUUGCUAAAUUUGUCACCUCCAUCAAGAAUAAUUUCUUAAUGAUUACUUUCAGAAGAAGAGAGCAAGAGAAGCUCCAGCUCCUACAUUCGAAAGAACAUACUCUUCAAGAUUGCAAGAAGUACAGCAGAUUUAGCAUUGAGUGCUUUAGGCUUAUAGAUAUCGAAUCUUUAGAUCGGAGUAAGCUUAUAAAGUUCUGCAAGAUUCUUGAGGAUAUUGGCACUACUCUUAAUUUCCUUGUCUUCUCCCAGUUCAGGUUCAGGCACCUGAACCAGAUCAGUGACUCUACAUUGAAAUACAAAGAAAUGAAGAGAGGGAGGUAUGACGUUGAUAUCUCAAUCGAGUGUGCAAACUCUCUUAUGUUCAUUGAGAAAAGGGAGAAAGAUGAUCAUUUCAGGGCGAUCAAGAUCAACCCUGAUGAUGAAGAUAAGGCAACGCCUUCAGAUCACUUUUAUGCAAAUCUUGAUUCUGAAGGAAUUCAGGCUAUCAGGCCUGAUAAACUCCCUGACCCCAAUGAUGAUGAUCACAAAGCUCAGUUUGCUUUUAAAGUGAUUCGUACCCCAGUGAGAGGAAAGACCUAUAUCAUUGGAGGUAAGACAAAUAAGUCUAUCCGCCAUAUGACAACUGGUGAGAGUGGAAGACCGAUCAUCAAACAAGUAUAUUGAAAGUAUACGGUUGAUGCAGUAAAAGAAUUCGACUUAUUCGACAAGACCAGCACUUUGUUCAGGUAAGUAUGAUUAUUUCAUAAUUUUUAGACUCAGAACGGGUAUUUAGC
Messenger RNA from Moneuplotes crassus, 2280 nucleotides. NCBI's taxonomy places the organism in Eukaryota, Ciliophora, Spirotrichea, Euplotida, Euplotidae. The record is from the annotation of a GenBank genome assembly.